This is a messenger RNA of Anguilla anguilla (European eel), 1627 nucleotides long. Its product is annotated as sialic acid-binding Ig-like lectin 5. The transcript has 10 exons. The record is from RefSeq and is a predicted model, not a curated record. The coding region runs from base 83 to 1156 and encodes 357 amino acids. Lineage: Eukaryota; Metazoa; Chordata; Actinopteri; Anguilliformes; Anguillidae.
GAAGGUCGUUGUGAUUUCAAAUUCUCCGUGGGAAAAUCUGGGUUUGACGGCGUUCAAGAGCAGGUUGUGUGGUCAGAAACAGAUGGGACCCAAAGAAUGGCUUAAAUACCUGUUAUUUCACAUCCUGUUCUUCAAAGACUAUCCAGCCUCCCCAUUGCUGACCGUGAGCGGGGAGGUCAAAGCAGGUGACGCUGUGACUGCUUCCUGCUCUGUGUCUCACUCCUGUCCCACGGAGCUGCCUCACCUUACCUGGAGCCGCAGUGGAACAACCACCAACCAAUCAGAGGAGCUGCCCAACGGCCAAUGGAGAGUGACUUCAAGCCUGACUUUCACUGCCACAAACUCUGACCACAACCAGCACCUGACUUGCACAGCAAAGUAUAAGCAAGUCACAUCUGUGCAAUCUUCUAAAAUUUUGAAUGUGGCAUAUGCCCCAGUCCGUGUGGAGGUCGAGCCUGAGUCCACAGUGGUGAAGGAGGGAGAUGCUGUGGAGGUGCAGUGCUCCAGUGACAGUAACCCUCCUGCACACGACUACCAGUGGUACAACAUCACUGGCACUCUGCUGUCAGAGGAACGAAUCUACAAACUGCACAACGUGUCCAGACACACUAAAGCUCUCUACUGUGCAGCCAUCAACACAGAGGGGCACAAGAACUCCACUCCAGCCAAGAUCAGUGUGGAGUAUGCCCCAGAAAUAAAAGAGGGACCGGCCUGUAGCGUGAGGGCCGCGGGGGUGGCCUGCUUGUGCGUAGUGGACUCAGAACCUCCCCCUGAGAUUACCUGGCUGCUCCAGAGAGGGAGCGAUGCCAGCGCCGGCACUGAGAGACACGGCUCCAUCACGCUGGGCACGCUGCGGAGUACCCAGAGGCUCACAGAGCUCACCCGCCAGGCCAGCAACUCACGAGGAAACACGUCCGCAGUCUUCACACCACCCCAGAGCGGUGAACUCCAGUACAUUUCACUCAUAGUUGCUGCUGUGCUGCUGGUGGCAGGCAUGGCCGUUGUGGUGUGGCUAGCAAGAAGAACGAGAUACAAUCGUGAGCAACCUGUAACUGGUAUGGACGACGCAGCCACAACCAUGACAGGGACCUCCUACGCUAUGGCAGCAAGAAAGGAGGAAAAAAGCAUCAACAGUGGAUUUUAUGUAAACGAUUAACAGAUGUAUGGUAAUAUUGGGGUUGGAGAGGAAGAUGAUGUGUAUACAUGUGUGGAAGAUGCCUCUGAUUAGAAUGAAACAGGUACACAGGUACCCUAGAUGCCACUCCCCCAGUGUUGAAUGCAGUAACUCAGGAGCUGUCGAGCCAUACCUAUAACCAUACUAUAACCAUAAACAUGUGAAUAUGGCCACUGUCCAUUUCCAACAGACACCUAUAUUUACGUUAUUUUUUUUUUUUUACAGGAGCACUGCAGCUGGAUAUUCAAUAGGAAGCCAAUCCUUUUCUUAUACAUGGACAUACAAAAAAUACAUGGACAUACAAAUCUUGUACACGGAGAAGUGUUACAAUGUCAUUGUGCAUGUUGAUCUGAAUAAGAAACAUCGUCAUUUUUAUAUUAUUUCAGAUGAUUUAGCUUGUCAUGCACAAACCUAAGUACUUGUACUUUUAAUCAAUAAAAAUGACAAAAAUAA